Messenger RNA from Rattus norvegicus (Norway rat), 662 nucleotides. RefSeq names its product vitelline membrane outer layer 1 homolog (gene Vmo1). The transcript has 3 exons. Gene Ontology annotation, cellular component: extracellular region. Bases 1 to 606 code for a protein of 201 amino acids. Lineage: Eukaryota; Metazoa; Chordata; Mammalia; Rodentia; Muridae. The record is from RefSeq and is marked provisional.
AUGAAGUUGCAGGCUGAAGCUGGGCUGCUACUGCUGCUGUGGGUGAUGAGCUGUGCACACGCACAGAAACUUAUUCACGUAGAACCACGAUAUGCAUCGAUUGUUGAAGUGACCAACGGUGGUACCUGGGGUGACUGGGCCUGGCCUGAGAUGUGUCCUGAUGGAUACUUUGCCAGUGGGUUCUCUGUCAAGGUGGAGCCCCCUCAAGGCAUUCCUGGAGAUGACACAGCCCUGAAUGGAAUCCGGCUGCACUGCACUCGAGGGAACGCACAGCAAAACACCCAUGUCGUGGAGUCCCAGUCUGGGAGCUGGGGCUCAUGGAGUGAGCCUCUGUGGUGCCCUGGCACUAGCUUCCUAGUGGCUUUCUGCCUUCGGGUGGAGCCAUUUACGUUUCCAGGGGACAACACGGGAGUGAACAACGUGCGCUUCCGUUGCUCGGACGGUGUGGAGCUGGAAGGGCCUGGGCUGAACUGGGGAGACUAUGGAGAGUGGAGCGACUCGUGUCCCAAAGGUGUCUGUGGCUUGCAGACCAAAAUCCAGAAGCCUAGAGGCCUCCGAGAUGACACUGCACUUAAUGACGUCAGAAUAUUCUGCUGUAACAGCUGAUGCUGUCAGUCUGCCAGCACUGCCUCUUACUAUUAAAGCUUCUUCCUGGUCUUGGC